AUGCCACCAACACUUAUCCUAGUCCGCCACGCUCAGGCCCUCCAUAACCUCGGCCAGACACAAUGCCGCUCCCUCCGCAAGCACUUCUUCAAGACUGAGGUGCCCGAUAAGUACCAAAUCAGCCUCAUCAUCGUCUCCCCCAUGCGCCGCACCAUCGAAACGGCGCUCCUUUCCUUCGGCAACUACGCCAAGGAAAACAACAUCCCCAUUAUUGCCAACGCCGGCUGGCAGGAGAACAGCGAUAAGCCCUGCGACACGGGUUCAUCCAUCGAGGAGCUGUCCAAAGAGUUUCCCGAGGUCGACUUUUCACGAGUCGACCAAGUCUGGCCCGACAAGAGCCGCAAGUCAGAGAAGGCCAAGAAGUACUGGUACACCAAAGAUGCGAUUCUGCAAAGAGGAGAGGAUGUGCUAAAGGAGAUCGAGGCCAAGGUGUGGCCUGAGAUGGAGGAUGGCAGGGCUGUGAUUGUAGUCAGCCAUUCGGGCUUUUUGAGGUCGGGAGUCACCGGUUGGUGGUUUAACAAUGGCGAUUAUCGGAUAUUUGAGAUCGAGGAGAGAGAGGUCAAAGAGGGCAGGCCGUCGUUGAAGCAGAUCACGGGUGUGAAGGGCGGCAUGGGUGAGAGUUUCGAGACGCCGCCGGGUAUUGGUGGGGAUUUGCCUGAGGCGGCGGUUGGAGGGUUGAGUGUUGGUACACUGCCGUGA
Messenger RNA from Sordaria macrospora k-hell, 699 nucleotides. Lineage: Eukaryota; Fungi; Ascomycota; Sordariomycetes; Sordariales; Sordariaceae. The record is from RefSeq and is a predicted model, not a curated record.